AUGCUCUAUGCAAACUAUACGUACAAUUUGAUCACGCAGGCCAACACUAUCGACUUGUUCCAACAAAACAUGCUAGGCAUACCAGAGAAGAACGACUGGGGGGUGCACAUGUCUGGGCACUACACUAUAGGCGGCGAUCCUGGUGGUGACUUCUACAGCUCGCCCGGUGACCCUUUGUUCUGGUUCCACCACGGCAUGGUAGACAGAAUUUGGUGGAUCUGGCAAAUGCAAGACCCUGAGAAGCGGAUGAAUGUACUUCCAGAGACGCCAGCACAGGACGACUAUGUGGACCUCAACUGGACUGCGAACCGGACUAACACAUGGGACCUCUUAGACAGCAUCGGAGGUAUGGAUGGACAGUUCUGCUACAUCUAUGUAUGA
Molecule: messenger RNA, 381 nt
Organism: Didymosphaeria variabile
Lineage: Eukaryota; Fungi; Ascomycota; Dothideomycetes; Pleosporales; Didymosphaeriaceae
Exons: 2
Coding region: 1-381 (126 amino acids)
Molecular function (GO): oxidoreductase activity
Source: RefSeq, a predicted model, not a curated record